AUGGAUACUUCAAUAAAUAAUAAUAAUGAUUUAAUAGCCUCUGGUUUCAACGAAAUUGAUCAAUUGCCAUCAACUCAAGUCAAAGAUGGUAUUCUUGAUAAUGUCGAAAAUGAAGAGGUAAAUCAUGAUUCUGAUGAUGAAAGUUGUAGUUCGUGUAGUCACCAAGAAUUUGUUAAUGCUGUGGAAAAGCAGGAAGUUCCAGUUCAAGUUACCACAUCAGCAUUAGAAACUGAAGUAGAUGCGUUUACACGUUUUAUCGAACGACAACGCAUGGAAGUUAUGUUUGAACUACGACGAAUAAGACUUGGUGAAAGACCAGUAACCGGACAACCAAAUCGUGAACGGAUCGAAACCUUUCUUACUAAUCUACAAAAUGACAAUACACAACCUCGAUUAUCUACAAGACCAUCUGUCAGAAGUGCACAUAUGGAUGAUAUCGAUGCUUUGAGUAGUCAACGAUGUGUUUCAGCUAUAUUAGCAAGUGCAGGAUUUCGUCAAGAUCUCGAAAAUGCUGUACGACGAUCUGUCACACCAACUUCUACACGAGAAAAUGUUCGUCCAUCUGGAUGUAUACCUGUUGCACCGCCUCUUCGUCCUUUAACACAACAGACAUCCGUGAUUCCACCUCCCCCACCUCUCACCGUUUCGCCACCUCUUCCAGAAGAACAACUAUUACCUGUAAAUCAACAGCCAACAAAUCUAAUCAGGCAAGAACGUCAAAUGGAAGCAUGGGAUCGCAUUACACAAUUACAACGUGAAGUUCUCGUAGUUGAGAUUAGCGAUCUUGUUCAUCGUCAGUUAGUAACAAGUGCCCUGGAAUCCGACUUCAGAUCGCAUUUAGAGAGAAAUGUUUUGAAUCGUCUUCAACAAGGAAGUCCUCAGCAACAAAUCAACGAAGUACAAGAAAAUAGACCUGCACGACAUACAAAUAGAAAUGCCGAUAAUCCGUUACUUAAUCGACAAAAUAUUACAACCACUACGACACAGAUACAAACACUUGAAACUCGCAUGGAUGCUAUGCAAAGUAUGAUGCAAUCAAUGCUCAAUAUGCAAAUAGAAUUUCAACGUACAUUAAAACAGGAAGUGGCGAGCGUAUUUACAAACUGUUCUUUACCUCAACCGCCACCAUCCAUUCCUGUUUCAGCCGGAAAUUGUACAGUUUGUUUAGAAAAAAGUGCUGAUACAGUACUGUACAAAUGUGGUCAUCUAUGUGUAUGUUAUACAUGUGGAUUACGCUUACGUCAACAAAGUGCUGUAUUUACAUGUCCAGUAUGUCGAUCACGUGUCGAUGAUAUCAUACGCGUGUACAGAAGUGCAGAUAAAUAA
This is a messenger RNA of Didymodactylos carnosus, 1326 nucleotides long. Lineage: Eukaryota; Metazoa; Rotifera; Eurotatoria; Philodinida; Philodinidae. The record is from the annotation of a GenBank genome assembly.